This is a messenger RNA of Oncorhynchus gorbuscha (pink salmon), 2718 nucleotides long. It is a transcript of the gene cyp27b1, whose product is annotated as 25-hydroxyvitamin D-1 alpha hydroxylase, mitochondrial. Gene Ontology annotation, biological process: cholesterol metabolic process; glucocorticoid biosynthetic process; cellular response to peptide hormone stimulus. Gene Ontology annotation, cellular component: mitochondrial inner membrane. The coding region runs from base 81 to 1628 and encodes 515 amino acids. Lineage: Eukaryota; Metazoa; Chordata; Actinopteri; Salmoniformes; Salmonidae. Gene Ontology annotation, molecular function: iron ion binding; heme binding; oxidoreductase activity, acting on paired donors, with incorporation or reduction of molecular oxygen. The transcript has 9 exons. The record is from RefSeq and is a predicted model, not a curated record.
UCGAGCGGUAUAAAUGCAGUGUCUUGGUGCAAGAUGAGCACCGACACCCGAUAUACUUUCCUUCGUUCAUCUUCCAUCGUAUGAACAUAGCCAUACUUAUGCUGCAGCAAGCCCUCAAAGUGUCCGGUCGCAGUGCGUCCCCGCUGAUCAAGUGGAUGGAGAAGUGGGCUGAGAGCGCAGCUGGCCUGAAGAAGAUCGAGGCGACGCACGGGAUGAAAACCCUAAAGGAGAUGCCGGGACCCACCGUCGCCAAAUUUGCCUGGGACCUCUUCGCCAAACGGGGACUGUCCCGCCUCCACGAGCUGCAGCUUGAGGGUGUGAAGCGCUACGGGCCAAUGUGGAAGGCCAGCUUCGGUCCCAUCCUGACGGUGCACGUGGCCGAACCAGCCCUAAUAGAGCAGGUGCUGAGGCAGGAGGGCCAGACCCCCAUCCGCUCUGACCUCUCCUCUUGGAAGGACUAUAGGAAACAACGAGGCCACGGCUACGGACUGCUCACAGCUGAGGGGGAGGAGUGGCAGGCGGUGCGGACUCUCCUGGGGAAGCACAUGCUACGUCCGAAGGCGGUGGAGGCCUACGAUGCGACUCUAAACGGCGUGGUAGAUGACCUCAUCACUAAGCUCCGCCUCCGCAGGCGCCAGGACCCCCGCGGCCUCGUCCCGGACAUCGGCAGCGAGUUCUACCGCUUCGGCCUCGAAGGGAUCUCCUCAAUCUUGUUCGAUUCCAGGAUUGGUUGUCUAGACCCUGUGGUUCCCAUGGAGACAGAACGUUUCAUUCAGUCCAUUAACACCAUGUUUGUCAUGACGCUCCUCACCAUGGCUAUGCCUGCCUGGUUACACCAGUUGUUCCCCAAGCCCUGGGACACUUUCUGCCAGUGCUGGGACUACAUGUUCCAAUUCGCUAAAGGUCACAUUGACCAGCGUCUGAUGGAGGAAGCGGAGAAGGUGGCGCGGGGAGAGGAGGUGGAGGGGCGAUAUCUGACUUACUUUCUGACCCGCACGGGGCUACCCAUGAAGACGGUGUACAGCAACGUCACUGAGCUGCUCCUGGCUGGGGUGGACACGAUUUCCAGCACCAUGUCCUGGUCCCUUUACGAGCUGUCUCGGCACACUGAGGUUCAGGCCUCGCUGCGGGAGGAGGUAUUGACUGUGAUGGGGGGUCGGAGGGUGCCUGGGGCUGCAGACGUGGCUCGCAUGCCCCUCAUGAAGGCUGUGGUCAAGGAAGUUCUCAGACUUUAUCCUGUUAUUCCGGCCAAUGCCAGGGUCAUCGCAGACAAAGACAUCCAGGUCGGAGGCUACCUCCUCCCCAAAAACACUCUGAUCACCCUCUGCCACUUUGCCACAUCCCGGAAUGCAUCAUUUUUCCCGAACCCAAAUGCCUUCCAGCCCCUUCGCUGGCUGAACCGGGACGAAGGCCACCACCCCUAUGCCUCGGUGCCCUUUGGUGUGGGCAAACGCAGCUGCAUCGGCCGCCGCAUCGCAGAACUGGAGGUCUACCUGGCACUUGCACGAAUUCUGAUGCAGUUUGAUGUAAAGCCCGAUCCAGAAGGCAGUGGUGCAGCAGUCAAACCCAUGACCCGGACACUGCUGGUGCCAGAGAGUGAGAUCAACCUGCAGUUUAUUGAAAGAUGAGUCGAUGACCUGCUGAACACUAGCUAUGUGUAUUUGACUGUGACUGACAAUCCAUAGCUCUCAGAGUGAGACAGUUGGGAGCACUGGGAAAAGCAUUGCGAAAGAGGGCCCGACUGAAUUUGUAGGCCUAAACCCAUAGACCAGGCCCUCAGCCCCUCAGAUCCCAAGUUCAGUUGGUUUGGGCUGGCCUGGGUCUGAGUUGAUACAGCAGCUGAAUGAGGGGCUGAUAGGUCUUUGUUAAUUGAAAACCUUUCGCUCUGUAUAUGAACAGUAGUAGUUUCAUUUCCAGUGAACUGAAACUCACUUCCCACACAUUUUUUGCACAAGGAGGCUUGGAGAUGGUGAAAGGAGGGUACGGCAAUAUUUCAAGUGCAUUAGAGCCUAUCUUGAAACUUCUCUCCAUGCAGAGUGAAAUGCAUAGAACUUGAAACUUUUGACUGAAACUUGAAAAGUGCAUCAGGAGAUAUUAUGUGACAUAGUACUAUAAAGCUGCAAUCAGCAGUAGAAACUAUAACAAACUGUGCCCCUCCCCUAUUUUGGUAAAAAGCUGAGGGAUGGGUCUGGAGAAAUGUAACCACUUAAAAAUUAAUAGACAAAGCUAUGGAUGAUAGGACUGACCAUCCAUGAUAUCAAAAUUAUAGUUUUGAGGCCAUGUAGUGUUUAUUUACAUUUACUUUGUUUCCAAACAUUGGAGUAAAACAAGCUUGUAUUUUGGGUUCUGAUGGGAUACGACAGUUGAACUAAGAUCAUGAAGCAUUUAUAAGUUGCAUUAUUCAAGAAUCAAUGGGUACAUAACAUUAAUUGAUAAGUAAAAAAUUGCUGAUUUUCCCCUUUAAUGACAAGUGAUUUUCCUUCUCAAUAUCAGGUUGAUCCCUCUUUUCACCUCUUAAAGAUGCAUUAUAAAGGUUUUGUAUAAUUUCAGCCAGUAGUUUUGAAAGUAGCACUUAAAGCCACAACGUGCCCUGAAAAUUGUGCACAAUUGUGUACAACGUCAUCCAUUUCGUAUGAAAUGUUACGUCCUGCAGUAUAUACAGUGCCUUGCGAAAGUAUUCGGCCCCCUUGAACUUUGCGACCUUUUGCCACAUUUCAG